Molecule: messenger RNA, 1876 nt
Organism: Homarus americanus (American lobster)
Lineage: Eukaryota; Metazoa; Arthropoda; Malacostraca; Decapoda; Nephropidae
Product: palmitoyl-protein thioesterase ABHD10, mitochondrial-like
Exons: 6
Coding region: 72-989 (305 amino acids)
Biological process (GO): protein depalmitoylation
Cellular component (GO): mitochondrion
Molecular function (GO): hydrolase activity, hydrolyzing O-glycosyl compounds; palmitoyl-(protein) hydrolase activity
Source: RefSeq, a predicted model, not a curated record
CGGCACCGAGUGUGAGCUCUUUCAAGAGAAGACUUGACCAACACUGGAGCGGGUUCAGUUCAAGCAGCGGAAUGAUGCAGGUCUUCAGCACGAGUCGAGUCUUGCACAGAGGCGUCGCGCUGCUCCAUAAGACACACACACCAGCUGUAUCGUUGCUGAAGAAGUUUCAUGUGUCCGCUACUGAACCAGAGACACUAUUCCAUGAAAUAAAAGAUACAAAAUCUGGAAAAGUACGGAGAAUUGCCUACCACAAGACAAGUGGGCCACGGUCUGUAGGAGUGAUCUAUGUACCAGGAUUUAUGUCUGACAAGUCUGGCAUUAAAGCUCAAGAAUUACAUCCAUUUUGUCAGAAGUAUGGCUUUCCUUAUGUGAGGUAUGAUCCAUCAGGACUGGGUGACAGUGAAGGUGUUGAGCUCACAGAGGCAAGAAUGUCAUCGUGGGUCGAGGAUGCCAGGGAAAUAAUCAUCAAAGUGUCCGAUGGUCCACAGAUUAUAGUCGCUUCUUCUAUGGGAUGUUGGAUAUCAAGCAUCAUAGCCAAGGAACACCCUGAGAAGUUUGCAGGUCUUCUGAUGUUGGCACCAGCAUUUAAUUUUGGUGAGAAAUAUGAGAAGGUACUGCUGUCACAGUUAACUCCCAAACUCCUGAAGAAAUAUGAGGACGGUGGAGUUGUCAACCUGUACGCUCCGGACUAUGGGGAAUUCCCGUUGUCGUUGGCGCAGUUUGAGGACAUGAAACAGUUCAAUAUAACAAAGGCCACGGAUAGUAUGCCAGUGACUUGUCCCGUAAGAAUUAUCCAUGGCAUCAAGGAUAAAGAUGUCCCCUACAUGGAAUCUCUCCAACUUCUUCCAGCUCUUCAGACCCCCAAUGUAACCUUGACAUACCUCAAGCAUGCGGGCCACAGGCUGAGCGAUGUAACAAGCUUGGAUGUUAUAUUGGAUACUGUCCUCAAGCUGGCAUCAACUUUACAUCCAAGAGAAAAUAAUUCGUGAAAUCCAAAAGUGAAAUCUACCCCUCACAUUCAUCCCCUAAUUAUAUAAUACUGCUAUUAGAGGUAUGGGAGGCCUCAAGUCCUUAACCCCUACACUGCGGUGAGUGUUAGUUGAUGAGCUCAGUUUCCUCCGAGACAUUUGAAUGAGUAUGGUGUUUCUGCUCUUUGUUUUAGGUCUAUGAGAGUGGAUAUGUGAGCAGCAUUCUAAGGCAAGAAGAGCAUAAGUUCUGUCUCAAUUGGAAGUUUUAUGUCUUGCUGUUCAGUGAGUGAUAAGAGGGAGGGCAAUGGUACUCUGACCACCAUUGCAUACAGUACAGUUCAGUAUUGUUUUAACGGAAUUGCACAUAGAGAAAAACACACACCAGAAGAGUUAUGUAAGUAAAGAAUUUAUUUUCCAAAGCUCAUCAUUCGGCAGAGUACUUGUCUAUAAAUUUACAUGAAAAUUAUUAUAUGAGUACAGUAUACAGUUGUUUUUAACAAUUAUAGAAACAUUUUUUAUUUAUUUAUGUUCGGUAUUUUUUUUAUGUAUGUAUUUAUUUAUUUAUUUAUUAUUAUGAUUAUUUAUAUAUUUAUUUGUUUAUUUUAUUUUUUUGGUUUACACAGAUUACUCAGUUUUCCAUUGCGCGGUUUAAGGGUUAAGCGAGAGACUAAUUAUAUAUUACUAUGAGGCUGUUAUAACAACAUUGUGUUAUUAUAUAGUGUGUGUGUGUAAAGCUGCCACUCUUGUUAUUAUGAAAUUUUGGAUCACCUGAAGAUUAAACCCCCAGCUAACCUAACCUAACUCACUCUUUCAAGUAGGAUUAAACUGUUUAAUAAUCAGGUGAAAUAAGCUGGGGGUUAAUCUUCAGGUGAUAUAUGAUACUAGUCAAUGAAGUAACUUUCAAUGGA